AAACAGAAUUCUGAAUAUGACAGAAGGAAUAUUGGGAUUAAAUAGUGGUAUACCAGUUAUUGGGACUGUUGCACAGUACAAUUAGAUUGCAGAAAUAGUGAAGUUGUAUAUAAAGAACAAUUCACUGGUUAUUGUAAUCAGCACCAAGAUGAAAAAAUCGAGUGGUAAAACGUACGCUUCUAGUCAGGAAGACAGUGAGAACGACAGCGAUGUAACGGAAUGCAGUAUUGGAAGCAAUUCUACUGCUGGUACUCAUCGGAGCGAUACGCCCACUCGUAGUGCCCGUUACAAACGGAAAGGUCGUCGCAGAAGUAAAACUGCGAAAUACAAACCUUCCACGGACAAGCCAUUAUAUAAAUAUUGCUGCAGUGUCAAGGAAGAUCACGGGCAACCUUUGUUCGGCGUGCAAUUUAAUUAUCAUUUGAAGGAAGGUGAACCGUUGAUAUUCGCUUCUGUCGGUAGCAAUCGCGUAAGUAUCUACGAGUGUCCGCAGAGUGGAAAUAUACGGCUGCAACAAUGUUACGCCGAUCCAGAUACGGAGGAGAAUUUUUACACGUGUGCUUGGACGUACGACGACUCUGGGAAGCCUCUGUUAGCUGUGGCGGGCUCGCGCGGAGUCAUUCGCGUUAUCAGUCCUACGACAAUGACUUGUAUCAAACAUUACAUCGGUCAUGGACAUGCGAUAAACGAGUUGAAGAUUCAUCCGAAAGAUCCGAAUAUUUUGCUAUCCGCGUCGAAGGAUCAUGCUCUAAGACUAUGGAAUAUCAAAACCGAUGUAUGCAUCGCGAUCUUUGGUGGCGUGGAAGGUCAUCGAGAUGAAGUCCUCAGCGCCGAUUUUGACAUAAGAGGUCAAAGGAUCAUUUCGUGCGGCAUGGAUCACGCUCUUAAGUUGUGGUCCUUGGAAAAGCCAGACAUGCAAGAGGCGAUAAAACAAUCCUAUCACUGCAAUCCCACUCGUAACGGUAGGCCCUUUGACUCGAUACUCCAACAUUUCCCCGACUUUACCACUCGAGAUGUUCAUCGAAAUUACGUCGACUGUGUGAAAUGGUUCGGUGAUUUUAUCCUGAGCAAGUCUUGCGAAAACUGUAUUGUAUGCUGGAAACCGGGUAGGCUCGAGGACUCGCAGCUACGCAGUGGAGAGACGAGCGCGACAGUUUUACAUCGCUUUGAAUUUAAGGAGUGCGAUAUUUGGUUUAUACGUUUCUCCAUGGAUUUCUGGCAGCGCACGAUCGCUCUCGGGAAUCAGGUCGGUCGUACUUACGUUUGGGACUUGGACGUGGAUGAGCCUGGACAGGCGCGUUGUUGGUCUCUUCAGCAUCCUCGAUGCACCGCACCGAUUCGUCAAACCAGCCUAAGCCGAGACGGCUCUGUAUUACUGUGCGUUUGCGACGACGCGACAAUUUGGAGAUGGAAUCGCGAUCACUAAUCUCUAAUCGAAUCCAUUUUAUGACGACAACGUGCCUUUUUAUUAUCUAUGUAUAUGCAAAUUCAAUAUUCGUGCUUUUUAUAUUUUUGCAAUACUUUAAACUUAGGUGAAAUUUUCCAGUAAGCAAGAUAUCAUUAACACAACACAUUGUUACAAUGAUAUUUUAUAAUAUGUAACGUUUUUAAUUAUGUUAGGUUUUAAUGUUAUAUACAACGUUAUUACGAAAAAUACUUGAAUAAAAUAUUAAAAAUAAUAUUACAUUGUAAUUGUAAUGCUCGAUAAUGUUACAUCAUAAAGUAACAAUUUAAAUUUAUAAAAUAUGUCAUAAUGUUCAUAAAAUCAAUGUUUUAGAUUGAUUUAAUUAAAAAUCGUUUUAGAUUGAUAAGAUUUAAUGUUUAUUGCUUACUGGGUUAAUCUAUUAGAUUAAUUCAAAAUCUUUAAAUACAAAUGCAAUAUACAUACAUGUGUGUAUAAUUAAAAAAUUGCAUUUUUUCCCAAUGAAUUGCCAAAUAUCAAAUAUUUUUCAUGUAUAGAUGACUAUUCAACAUAGCUAUAGUUUUACAAUGUAAGAAUCACCAUUAAACCGCGAAAGUAUCUCUAUAAUUAUAAGUAAAUGGCAUUGUAAAAAUGAGAAAAAACUUUUUAUAUCUUUGCAAAUAUAAAUAGAAAGUAAGUUUUUUUAUAUCUUGUAAUAUAUUACAAGUGAUAUUACAUGGAGGGAUUAAUUCUUUUUUAUAACUUUUAUAAGAUUUAUACAAUCUGUCCUAAAUUUCCUAAGUGAUGAACUGCUUUUAAUAAAUUUUAAUUUGUGAUUGUAUGUAGAAUUUUCAUGCUAUUAUAAUAAUCUAAUUAAAAAAUUAGACAAUACACGUUUAAGGCCUGUUUGUACCGAUGUAGCUUAAUUUUAAACUGUUUAACUUGUCUUCUAUCUUCCUAAUUUAAAAAAUUUAUUAUAGGAGGAUAUAAGUAAGAUAUUUGUAUAGUUAGACGAGUUUAAGGUUAGAGUUGUACAUCAUGUAGCUCUUUCAGACUAUCUGCAUUUUUUAUAUCUUUAUAAAAUAAUAAAAUUAAUGAACAGCU
Molecule: messenger RNA, 2506 nt
Organism: Monomorium pharaonis (pharaoh ant)
Lineage: Eukaryota; Metazoa; Arthropoda; Insecta; Hymenoptera; Formicidae
Product: polycomb protein eed-B-like
Exons: 2
Coding region: 149-1426 (425 amino acids)
Biological process (GO): negative regulation of transcription by RNA polymerase II
Cellular component (GO): ESC/E(Z) complex
Molecular function (GO): protein binding; nucleosome binding
Source: RefSeq, a predicted model, not a curated record